This is a messenger RNA of Juglans microcarpa x Juglans regia, 2449 nucleotides long. Its product is annotated as protein downstream neighbor of son homolog. Lineage: Eukaryota; Viridiplantae; Streptophyta; Magnoliopsida; Fagales; Juglandaceae. Gene Ontology annotation, cellular component: nucleus. Bases 330 to 2237 code for a protein of 635 amino acids. The record is from RefSeq and is a predicted model, not a curated record. The transcript is spliced from 15 exons. Gene Ontology annotation, biological process: nuclear DNA replication.
ACUACGAAUAGAAUUUUUCGUUCACAAGAAAAUUCCACGUUGGUUCAAACCAAACCCAAUUCCACAAACUUUACCGCAUUUUUCCCACAUCUCUGCCUCUCUCUCUCUCUCCCUCCCUCCCUCCCUCCCUCCACUCGCAACUCGUAUCUAUCUCGUCCUCUCUGUGGGUUUGCCACUGAUUUCUAACAGGAGGACAAAUCGAUUCGAAACCCUAGAAUCUACAUUUUAUCGGCCUCUCGUCUUGAUGCUUUUAUCGGAAAGUAGUUAUUCGCGCAAGAGCUGAAUUGAGUUGUCGAGGUGUCGUAGUCAGAGUUUUCUAACCCUACACCAUGGCAAAGGUUGCUGCACCUGGUUCUUUAACUUCUAGUUCUCUUCAAAUUGGUGGAGGAGUUCUGAAGGUUGGUGCUGCGGUUAAAAGGAAGACUCCAUCAGAACUGAGAGGAGAGCAAUUGAAGCAGGUGAAUGCUACAGAGCUUGUAGAUGAAUCUCCAGCCCCUUUGCUUGGUACUUCAAACGAUACUAAUGAAGUGGAUCAUGGGCUCAGGAAGCCUGAACAGUCAAGGAACCUAAGAUACAUUGACACCCGUAUGGAUGAAGUAUUUCCUGUUAAAAAAUCCAGGUUUAGAAUGCUUUCUGGAAAAGAAAAUGCAAAGGAAAAUAAUUCAGUUGAGCCAAUUAGCAGCCUCAAGAAUAUAUCUCUGCUUUCAAAUUUGGCUGCCAAGAGACGGCACCAACUCUCAUGUCCAGAAAGUUCUGUUGCUUCUGCUGAAGAUGCCGAACAUGGUGUGGCACAAGCUUUUCAAACGAUUGGAAAGUGUAGUCAAAGUACAUUCCGUAGUGUUAGCGAGCUCUCAUCAGGUGGUGAUAGAUCAUUUGGCUUGGCAACAGUUGAUAUGGAUAAAGCAUUAAAAGGACUGGCUGUCCCUGACCCUCCUGCCAUUUCUGGUUUACCUCAUGAUUCUUCCAAAAGACAUGGGGAUCCUACAACUUAUUCAGGCAAUUUCUGCUCUGAAUGCCAUAUACCUGGUGCAAAGGCUCCUUUAGAUUUUACACUGAAAACUCAUGUGCGGCUGGUGUCCUCUUACCCAGUGAACCGAAUUCACAGGUCAAUAAUGUCAAGUACCAUGCCACAGCUCCCAUUCCAAUUUGGUCAUUUUGAGGGUCAGAAUAACAGACAUAGCUCAGUGCACACAUCCACUUUGCAUGCCUUAAAUUCUAAAGUUAUGCAUUCUUGGGUUUAUCCUCAAUCUACCUUACCACCUUCUCUCAUCUCAGUGUUGACCUCGUCAGCGGCAGAUGGAGUGGAAAUGGAUUUUCUAAAUAAACGACAGCUUGCAUGGGAAGACUCUUUUCGUAGUCUUUACUACAUGCUUCGGAAUCAUUUUUGCAAUCUCUUUUAUGUCUGUACUUCACACUUUGUGGUUAUGUUCAACGGUGGUGAUGGCUUGAGGAGGACCAAGUGCUCAUGCAGUGCUUAUAUCUCCCGUUCAACGAAAGGUUUGAGAUCAUUGUUGAGAGAACAUGAUGUUUGUUUCUCUAUGCCUCUUUGCCAUUCUGAAGUAGAGCAAGCAACUACCGAAGAUCUGGUCGAGCUCUCAGAGAUUGUGAAGCAUAAUUUAGGCCAGACUCGGCGCGUGAGUUCCUCAUCUGACAUCGAUAAUAGCUCACAAUCUUUGCUGGUUUUCAGUGGCAAUAAGAGCGUACAUGGUUUAUAUGAUUUCUUGUUAAAUUAUAGAUCUUUCUUGACCUUCUUAGCUGGUAUGGAUGUUCCUUUAUUGUGUUCACCUGUGCCAUUUAAGAAUGCUGCCCUAUCUGCUCCAGAGGUAAAGUGCAUGGAGUGGAAAAGAGCAGAUCAUAUUGCUUGUCCUCCUAAAGAAUCCAGUGAUGGUGGUGAACAUGUGCCCGGUUCUUCUGCUGGCCUCUGCUAUAGCAUUGAAAUCAAGGAUGCAUAUCUUCCACCAUGGAUUAUAUGUAGUAUGUGUGCAGUUAUGGGUUCUGAAGGGAGAAGCUUCGAGGCAAGUUUUAUAACGGAACCUACCUCAGUUGGGUUGAAUGUAGCUCUUGGUGCAGCUUGUAAGAAAUCUGAUUCUCAAGCUGCAGAGGGUGAGCGCUUGCAAGAAAGCAGCUAUGAUUUUGGUAUUCCAGACGCCAUCAUUACUCCGUACUUGUGCUCAGGUUUAUUAAAAGGCUUGAAGUACUCUGAUGGUUCUUAUACAGCUUCACUUUCUCCUCUAUGACAUUCUGCUUUCGGGAUCUUUGCCAGAUACAGCAAUAUCCCCGUUUUCACUAAUCGUUGCUGAUUUAUGGUCCUUUUAACCCCUGCGUUUUCUCCUUUCUUUUGCAUUGCAAUCUUGUAUAAUCAUAUCAGUAACAAUGUAACAUUGUUGAUUAUUGCUUUUGUAAAACUCGUUGAACAAUCUUUUAAAAUAUUUCACCAUUUUGAUGAUGU